AUGGAAAACAUCAACAAACGUGUGGAAUUGGAAGUGUGUGAAAGUGCAUUCAAUAAGCGAUUGCGUACUUUUAAUAUCGUGAAUAAAGUGGCGCGUGUUGAUAUUGAAGAAUUUUUGUGGGAUGCGUUUGAUAUUUAUAAAAGUGAAAUAUCAAGCAUUCAUGAAUUACAUAAUAUGGUGAAAUCAUCGACAACUCUUGUAGCUGAAUUUGAAAAGAAAAUACUGAACGCGAAUGAAAAAAAUGUACCUGGUCCUAGUACUAGUACUAGUGCAAGUGAAAGUAAUACGACUGAGGAGACAAUAAAGCAGACUUUAUAUUUUACAUCGCGGACUGUAACGAUUGCUUUGGGUGUGGAUUGGAGACAACAUUUUAAACAAUAUGUAAUUGAUGAGCUAAAAGAAAGCGUUGAAAAUACGGCAAUUCAAGGUUCUGGAUUUACGCUGGCUCAAAUUAUCAAAUUAAAUGUUCAAGUUUCUUCACUAAAACCACUGAACGGCGGAUCAUAUUUCGAAGCCCCUAAAAAAUUAAUGAGGAGAGGAGCAAUUAUCAACGUCAAAAAUAACGAUAAUAUGUGCUUCAAAUGGGCUAUUUUAUCUUGCCUUCAUAAUGAUAAAGUGAAUCAUAUGCCAAAUCGAGUCAACCAUUAUAUACCAUAUGAAAAUGAGCUAAAUUUCAAUAAUAUUGAUUUUCCGGUUUGUUUAAAAGACAUCGAUAAAUUUGAACAACAGAACGAGAAUAUAUCCAUCAAUGUGUACCAUUAUGAUGACCGUACAGAUCUUGUAUCUACACUGCGAGUGAGCAACAAUGUAAAAGAGAAACAUAUUCAUUUGCUCAUGUUAACUAACAGCAGUCGCGUCAAUACUGAUGGUGCUACGUCAACCGCAGGAAAAGUUAAAAUAAUGCUCGAGAGUAAUCAAGUUAAAACUCAUUAUUGUUGGAUUAAGAGUUUAAAUCGAUUAAUUGACCAUCAACUAAAUAAUCACCAGCACAAGUAUUUCAUUUGCGAUCGCUGUUUAAAUUACUUUGAAGAAAAGAAAGAUUUAGAGCGUCACUAUGGAAAGUGUCAGAAUGAGUGUCACAUUGAAAUGCCUACUAAAGAUAAUAAUAUAAUUAAAUUUGAAAAUCAUCAAAAGCAAUUGAAAGCACCAUUUAUAAUUUACGCCGAUACUGAGGCAUAUCUAAAGCAACUCAGCGAAGAAGAGAGAAACCGUGUGUUCAGCGAAACGUCUUCAACAGUCGCAUAUCAAGAGCAUAAAGUCUAUAGUGUUGGAUAUUAUUUCAAGUGUGAAUACGAUGACUCACUAUCACACUAUAAAACCAGCGGGAUCAAAGCCAAUUGCAUUGAGUGGUUUAUCAAUGAACUCCAUUGUAUCGCAAACUUUGUCGAAAAGCAGCUAAAUAAAAAUGAACCUAUGAAAGAAAUGGAUUGGGAUGAAGCAUUUAUAUUUUCGGAUCCGGAAAGUGUUUGUUCGAUAUGUGGAUUGCAAUUCAAUCCGAGUGAAACGCGGGUCCGUGAUCAUUGUCAUUUCACAGGGAAAUUCAGAGGGCCAGCUCACGUUAACUGCAAUUUGAAAUAUAAAGAGAGUCGAGAAAUUCCAAUAAUCAUGCAUAAUUUAUCUGGUUACGAUGCCCACUUAUUCAUUAAGCAAUUAGCAACGCAAAUGGAAGGCGAUGUAAAUAUAAUCCCAAACAAUUCUGAGCAGUACAUUUCAUUUUCAAAAGUCGUUGAUGAUGGAAUUAAGCAGCGAUCGGAGCGUAAAGAUAAGAUCAAACUAAAAUUUUUGGAUAGCUGCCGUUUCAUGCAUGAGAGUCUAGCUCAAUUAGCUUCGUUGAUUCCAACUGAAAAGAAAUGUAUUCUAUACAAAGAAUUUCGAAAGGAAUAUUCACCGGAACUGUUGUGUAUGCUUGAACGUAAAGGUGUUUUCCCAUACGAUUAUGUGGAUAGUUUUCAGCGAUUAAAAGAAACAGCAUUACCAUGGAAAGAACAGUUUUACAGCAAGCUUUACAAUGAACAUAUUGACGAUGAUGAAUAUGAUUUUGCUCGAGAAAUUUGGAACAAAUUCGGAAUAAAAACACUUGGUGAAUAUUCUGAAUUAUACUUAAAAACUGACGUACUAUUGCUGGCUGAUGUGUUUGAAAACUUUCGAGAUAUGUGCCAUGAAAUCUACAAUCUUGAUCCGGCACAUUAUUACACCGCACCUGGGCUUUCUUUUGAUGCCAUGCUGAAAUAUACAAAAGUUAAUAUUGAGCUAUUAACCGAUAUUGAUAUGCUGCUUUUCGUUGAGCGUGGAAUUCGAGGUGGGAUAACACAAUGCAACAAACGAUAUGUCGAAGCCAAUAAUAAGUAUAUGAAGGAAGGCUAUGACCCCAGCAAGAAAACCAAUUACUUGAUGUAUUUGGAUGCAAAUAACCUGUAUGGAUAUGCGAUGUGUCAGCCGCUACCGAUUGGUGAAUAUAAAUGGGCCGACUUUGAUUUGAGCAAUAUUGAGAAUAUGAAGAAGAUCAUAGAAGAUUUACCAGAUGAUUCGGAUACUGGGUAUAUAUUUGAAGUCGAUUUGGAUUAUCCGGACUAUAUUCAUAAUGAGCAUAACGAUUUUCCAUUUUGUGCUGAAAGAAUGAAGCUGCCGCAGCAGGCUUUUGAUAUUUUAAAAGAUAGGGCUAGCAAAGUCGUUGGUUAA
Sitodiplosis mosellana (orange wheat blossom midge) is the source of this 2679-nucleotide messenger RNA. RefSeq lists its product as uncharacterized. NCBI's taxonomy places the organism in Eukaryota, Metazoa, Arthropoda, Insecta, Diptera, Cecidomyiidae. The record is from RefSeq and is a predicted model, not a curated record. The coding region runs from base 1 to 2679 and encodes 892 amino acids. The transcript has 3 exons.